Eruca vesicaria subsp. sativa (arugula) is the source of this 1096-nucleotide messenger RNA. Lineage: Eukaryota; Viridiplantae; Streptophyta; Magnoliopsida; Brassicales; Brassicaceae. The record is from the annotation of a GenBank genome assembly.
CAUCAAAAAAGUCAUACUUUAUUUAGUAGUUUUUUUUUUGUUAUUGGCUCCUCAUUUUAUAAAUUUAGGGUUUCCUAUAUUCCACUUCUCUCUUGCCGACUCUUCCCAAAGACUCAAUCUCCGUCUCUCUCUUAGAUAUAGAAAUCAAUCAAAGGCGUACACACACUAGCAAAGAGGGUAAACCUUUUUUUCUCAAAUCUGGUGGUUGAUUAAUAUUUAGAAGGAUGGUGAGGGGAAAAACGGAGAUGAAGAGGAUAGAGAACGCUACGAGCAGGCAAGUGACUUUCUCAAAGAGAAGAAAUGGACUUUUGAAGAAAGCCUUUGAAUUAUCAGUCCUUUGUGAUGCCGAAGUUGCCCUAGUUAUCUUCUCUCCUAGAGGCAAGCUCUAUGAGUUUUCUAGCUCCUCCAGUAUAACAAAAACAGUAGAACGAUAUCAGAAACGAAUACAUGAUCUUGGUUCUAACCAUAAGAGAGAGAAUAACUCACAGCAAGCGAAGGGCGAAACUUAUGGCUUGGCACGAAAGAUUGAACAACUGGAGAUUUCAAAACGGAAAUUUCUGGGAGAAGGCCUUGAGACAUCUUCUAUUGAGGAGUUACAACAAUUGGAAAACCAGUUGGAGCGAAGCUUAACCAAAAUACGAGCCAAAAAGUACCAAUUACUACGUGAAGAAAUAGAGAGGUUAAAAGAAAAGGAGAGGAACCUCACUGCAGAAAAUAAUAUGCUGACAGAAAAGUAUGAGAUGGGAAGAGGAGGAAUAAUACCAAGAGCAUCAUCAUCAACAACAUCAGAAGACUUGGACACAGAGGACAGUGAAAUGGAAGUGGUGACUGAUUUGUUGAUUGGACCUCCUCAAAUUCGGCACUCCAAAAAGUUUCCUCCUCCAAACUAAUAAUUGGUUAGACAUUCACCUCCAAAGAAUAUGAUCUCACAACUUUUCUCACAACUUUAAACAUGAUGUUUUCUCCUUUCUAGAAGAAAAAAUGAGGUUGGUUAAUGUAAUAUUUUUUUUCCUUUGUAUCCAGUAACACUCUGAAAAACUAAACAACUUGUGAAUGCCUUCCUCUAUAGUUCUUCUAUUAUAACUGUUCUGAUUGG